UUCUGAGGACUCCGGACCUGUCCCUGGCGUGUCCAGAAUGGCGGCUCUCCCCGGCACCGUACCGAGAAUGAUGAGACCCGCUCCGGGACAGAACUACCCCCGGACAGGAUUUCCCCUGGAAGUGUCCACGCCACUGGGCCAGGGCCGGGUGAAUCAACUUGGCGGGGUCUUUAUCAACGGCAGGCCGCUACCCAACCACAUACGCCACAAGAUCGUGGAGAUGGCCCACCACGGCAUCCGGCCCUGCGUCAUCUCUCGCCAGCUUCGUGUCUCCCACGGCUGUGUCUCCAAAAUCCUAUGCCGCUACCAGGAGACUGGCUCUAUCCGGCCUGGGGCCAUCGGGGGCAGUAAACCCAGGCAGGUAGCCACUCCAGACGUGGAAAAGAAAAUAGAGGAAUACAAAAGAGAGAACCCUGGGAUGUUUAGCUGGGAAAUCCGAGAUCGGCUGCUCAAGGAUGGACACUGUGACCGGAGCACAGUGCCCUCAGUGAGUUCGAUUAGCCGUGUGCUCAGAAUCAAAUUCGGGAAGAAAGAGGAAGAGGAUGAGUGUGACAAGAAGGAGGAAGACGGCGAGAAGAAGGCCAAACACAGCAUCGACGGCAUCCUGGGCGACAAAGGAAACCGGCUGGAUGAAGGCUCUGAUGUGGAGUCUGAGCCUGACCUCCCCUUGAAGCGGAAGCAGCGCCGCAGCCGGACCACCUUCACGGCCGAGCAGCUGGAGGAGCUGGAGAAGGCUUUUGAGAGAACCCACUACCCUGACAUCUACACCCGGGAGGAGCUGGCCCAAAGGACCAAGCUGACAGAGGCCCGGGUCCAAGUGUGGUUCAGUAACCGUAGGGCACGGUGGCGCAAGCAGGCAGGCGCCAAUCAGCUUGCGGCAUUCAACCACCUUCUCCCGGGAGGCUUCCCUCCUACAGGCAUGCCCACCAUCCCGCCAUAUCAACUGCCGGACUCCACCUAUCCCAGUACCACCAUUUCACAAGAUGGGGGAAGCACUGUACACCGGCCUCAGCCCCUCCCACCGUCCACCAUGCACCAGGGGGGCCUGGCUGCCGCUGCUGCCGCCGCUGACACCAGCUCUGCCUAUGGGGCCCGCCACAGCUUCUCCAGCUACUCAGACAGCUUCAUGAACCCAGCGGCCCCCACCAACCACAUGAACGCCGUCAGCAGUGGGCUAUCUCCCCAGGAGCAAGGCUCUGAGAAUGAACUUCAGUGCAGCCGGAAUCCAACCACCUUGUCCAUGAACAUCUAUGUGAUGAGUAUCCUGAGCAACCCAAGCGGGGUGCCCCCCCAGCCCCAGGCUGACUUCUCCAUUUCCCCACUGCACGGGGGUCUGGACACCGCCAACUCCAUCUCGGCCAGCUGCAGCCAGCGCAGUGAUUCAAUCAAGUCUGUGGACAGCCUCCCCACUUCGCAGUCCUACUGCCCCCCCACCUACAGCACCACUGGCUACAGUGUGGACCCUGUGGCUGGCUACCAGUAUGGCCAGUAUGGACAGACUGCUGUUGACUAUCUGGCAAAGAACGUGAGCCUGUCCACACAGCGUCGGAUGAAAUUGGGCGAGCACUCAGCUGUGCUGGGGCUCCUGCCUGUGGAAACAGGCCAAGCAUACUAAAGCCCUCGGGCCCCCUAUCCCAGACCCUUGACUCCUGUAUCCCCGCUAUCCCUGCCAGCCUAUCCUAUACUCAUCCCUGUGCCUCUCUGAACCCAAAUCCCAGACCAUCCUCCUAGACCCACUGAUGCAUCCUCUGAGAAAGUGGGACCAAUACGCCCCAGUUUCUUCCCAUGCCACUGCCCUCUGGCAAAAAUCUGUGACCAUAGACUCUGAGGGACACAAUUGCAGUCUCUCUGCUGGCAUCCCCCUCUGCCUCCUGAUCCCAAUCUUAAUCCCAGCUGGAUUACUGGACUGAUUUAACCCCCUGCCCCCGACCUCAACCUUGCUUUAAGCAAUGGGUAGAACCCAAGCCGAAUUAUGACUUCUAUAAGAUUUUUCUCUCACUCAAGGCCCUUCCCUUCCCUUCAAUUGUAUAGACUUUAUUAAUGCUUCCCAUCACAGAGGGUGCAGCAGGCAAGACAGUUCCAAAAGGAUAGGAUGCUGGAGCUCUUAGUGUGGUGGAAAGAGCACUAGAUUUGGAGUCAAAGUCUCUGGGUUCGAAUCCCCAAACUGCCGCUUAUGGUCUAUGUGACUUUGGUCAAGUUAUUGCUACUCUCUGGGUCUGUUUCAUCAUCAGAAAAGUGAAGAACCAAGACUAGCUGGCCUCUAAGGUCCCCUUCUAUCUCCAAGUUAAAGGUUCACCUUUGUAUCCCCUGUGAGAGUAGGGGGUAGCAAGUGGGCACCCUGCAGUAAAGAUAAUGCCAUUUGACCAGGAGGGCUUUGGGAAUGAAGGAACGAGACAUGCUGUUCUCUCUUUCCCAAGCUGAUGACCUGUGUGGGUGAGCAUGACCAAAACCCAAAUCCUUUAACCCUUCCAACAAUAGGACCUUGGCGAGGAGACGGAGCUUCCAGUUCAAGAAGAAAAGCUGGGCUGGUUAUGGCUAAUAUGGAAUGUUGGGGCAUGCCCUAGGCAGGGGCAGGUCAAGGAGGCCAAGGAGAGACUUUGACCUUAAAGGAAAUACCUUUUGGAAAUUUCAGUGGGCUUGCAUCGUUAGCACUCACAGUCCCUCGGGGGGCAGAUAAGGCAAGUUCUGACAUACCAUAGAGGUGACCAUUCAGAAAGUGAAAGGCACUUAGGAGAGGAGCACCUUACCCAAGUCACUGGUACUUGGAGACAUUGUAUCUGGAAGCUAUAAGUGGGAAGUUAAGGGUUCUGGAUUGAAGCUCUGAACUCCCAGUUCUGUCCUUUCCCAAACUGAUUUCCUGAUUUCUCUGGAAUGUCAUCAGAAACAAAGAACACUUUGGCACCUCCAGCAAGGAGAACCCUACUUUCUUCAGGCCAGGCUGGACCUGAUCAUGCAAGGGUGACUGACCACCUGGGCAGGUGCACAAAAUACAAG
Messenger RNA from Dromiciops gliroides (monito del monte), 2994 nucleotides. RefSeq names its product paired box 7 (gene PAX7). NCBI's taxonomy places the organism in Eukaryota, Metazoa, Chordata, Mammalia, Microbiotheria, Microbiotheriidae. Bases 38 to 1615 code for a protein of 525 amino acids. The transcript is spliced from 12 exons. Gene Ontology annotation, biological process: anatomical structure development; regulation of transcription by RNA polymerase II. Gene Ontology annotation, molecular function: DNA-binding transcription factor activity, RNA polymerase II-specific; RNA polymerase II cis-regulatory region sequence-specific DNA binding. The record is from RefSeq and is a predicted model, not a curated record.